AUGGGUCUAGCACCUAGCCCCCUCUGGGAGUUCUUUCACAAAUUGUCUGAGUUUUAUGGGAAUAAUAAGACACACUAUGCUGCUAUAUGCAAAGGGUGUAUCGAAUCACACAUCACAGUGCUUGAAAAUGAAGACACGGAAAAAUUGAUGUCGGGUGCUAUAUCCGAGAGAUGUGGUGAGGUGGAACUCAGGGCAGCUGCAAGCGAACUCCCUCCCAAAAUCCAAGGAUCUACUGCGAGGCUUGCACAACACCUAACAGUAUGCACACAUGCUUCUGCUGAAGGCCGUGAGGCCGGAAUGGCCUGGAAACGUGCACGAGAGAAGCAGCCUUCACCCCUCCCUUGGCUAUCUAUCAGCACUGAAAAUCCGUCAACUAUCCACACCUCUCCAUCUCCAUCUCCGACCCCUCUGCUACUUGUCCCUCCCACAGACAACAUUCCAACUCGCUGGAGAAGCUUCUCACAAAUUCCACCUCACCCCCUAGAUCUAGAUCAGGCUGUACUUGACAACAAUUGCUUCGCGCAAUUGUGUCAGCUGGGUGGUCUUUUCUCUCAGUUGAUGAUCCAGAGGUCAUCAAGCUGUUCUCUCUAG
Molecule: messenger RNA, 591 nt
Organism: Cantharellus anzutake
Lineage: Eukaryota; Fungi; Basidiomycota; Agaricomycetes; Cantharellales; Hydnaceae
Exons: 2
Coding region: 1-591 (196 amino acids)
Source: RefSeq, a predicted model, not a curated record